This is a messenger RNA of Trichoplusia ni (cabbage looper), 1522 nucleotides long. RefSeq names its product sucrose-6-phosphate hydrolase-like. The record is from RefSeq and is a predicted model, not a curated record. NCBI's taxonomy places the organism in Eukaryota, Metazoa, Arthropoda, Insecta, Lepidoptera, Noctuidae. The transcript has a single exon. The coding region runs from base 41 to 1486 and encodes 481 amino acids. Gene Ontology annotation, cellular component: cytoplasm. Gene Ontology annotation, biological process: carbohydrate metabolic process. Gene Ontology annotation, molecular function: beta-fructofuranosidase activity.
AUUCAGACACGAGAGCCGUCUGUUUAAUAGGACGUGAAGUAUGUUGGUGAUUGUCACGAAGUUUUUGCUAAUAGCACUCUGUUUUUACAGGUGCUCAGCGAACAAUGUAUCAGCAAGAUAUUAUCCGCGUUACCAUCUCGCCCCGCCAUACGGAUGGAUGAACGAUCCCAACGGUUUUUGUGUAUUCAACAACGAGUUUCAUUUGUUUUAUCAAUUCAACCCUGAAUCAAGCCAAGAUCCGGGAAUCGCGCAUUGGGGUCAUGCCAGGAGUGCUGACUUAUUCCACUGGGAACACCUCCCGAUCGCUAUGUAUCCAGACCGAUCAUUCGAUAAAACUGGAGUGUUUUCGGGAAGUGCUUUAAUUGAAAACCGAACCAUGUACCUUUUCUACACUGGAAACGUGAAUUUUCCCAACCAAUAUCCUGAACGAGUGCAGCGUCAAGCAUUGGCCUUCAGCAAAGAUGGAGUGCACGUUGAAAAAUAUGAAGGAAAUCCUAUCCUCAAAGCUGAGAACCGCCAGCCGCAUAUUAGGGAUCCAAAAGUGUGGAAACAUGGUAAUACUUAUUAUAUGGUUUUGGGAAAUUCUUACAAUAAUCACACUGUCGGAAGAGUGCUACUUUAUACAUCAAAGGAUUUAGUUUCUUGGACUGAAGCUUCAAUAUUGGGUGAGUCUGACGGAUCUAUGGGCUACAUGUGGGAAUGUCCUGAUUUCUUCGAAUUGGGUGGCAAAUUCGUACUGCUGUUUUCGCCACAAGGCCUAGAGCCCAGAGGAGAUAAGUAUAGAAAUCUGUAUCAAACUGGUUACAUAGUCGGCAAUUUUGAUUAUGAAAGCAAAUUGUUUACACCCCUAACUGAGUUCAUGGAAUUAGAUCACGGUCAUGAUUUUUAUGCUACACAAACAACGUUGGAUACCCGUGGAAAUAGAGUUGUUGUAGCUUGGUUUGAUAUGUGGGAACAGAAUUAUCCUGAUCAGCAGGAUGGAUUUAACGGACAAAUGACUCUGCCACGAUACUUAUACCUCACAAGAGAUUUCAGACUGCUUCAAAAACCUGUGCGACAAGUAUCUAAUAUUCGUGGUAGGAAAUUGUAUUCUGGGAGAGCUAAACCUAACAAUGUUAUUAAACUGGAUGACAAUUCUGCAGAAAUUAGAGUAGUGGCGGCUAGAUUGAAAAAUUUCGAGCUACUCAUUGAAUCCGAAAAUAAUACUGUUUCUAUAAGUUACGAUUACAGAAAAGGUAAAGUGACACUUGAUCGGGGAGGCAAUGACGGUGUCCGUAGGACAAACUGGCGUCCUUCCCUCAAGCUUUACUGGCAGAUAUUUAUCGACGCAAGUUCCAUUGAAGUGUUCUGUGGUAAUGGAGAAGUUACGUUCUCCAGUCGAUUCUUCCCCACUGGUAAUGUGAGUAUAAGAGUAGGUGAUGACUCGCAAGCUGACGAAUUGACAGUUUUUAAACUGAAACGUUCAGUUGAUGUGCCCGAUCAAUAAAUUUCGUUCAACGUUGAUACCAAAGCUAUGUCCAAA